AUGGACCCCGCCAGAGAAGUGGCAUACGGCGCCGCCGCAGGUUGUCUAGGCAAACUAGUGGAGUUCCCGUUCGACACGGUCAAGGUGCGGCUCCAGGCCAGCGUCUCGAGCCACGCCACGCUUGCCACCAUCGCCAACAUCUACCGCCACGAAGGCAUUUCGGGCGGGUUUUACAAAGGUGUGCGUGCGCCGCUUGUGGGCGCCUGCGCGGAAAGCGCGGUGCUUUUUUGCGGCUUCCUGUGGGCGCAGAAGAUGCUCGCCGCGCACACGCUGCUCGAGCGCGACUCGGUGCUUUCGGCGGCCGCCGCAGGCCUGUUUGCAGGUUUCGCCGCGGCCUUUGUGUUGACGCCCGUGGAGUUGGUCAAGUGCCGCCUCCAGGUGGCCAACGUGCAGCCGCAAAACGCACAGAAUGCCCACGUGGCCCCGACCAUGGGCCUGGCGCAUUUGCAGCCACAUUUGCAGCCAAAUCUGGCGCUGGUAACCUCGGCUGCACACGGCGCCAAGCCCGCGUCCUACGGCUCCGUGUUGCUUCUGGUGGUGCGCCGCCACGGCGUGCGCGGCCUCUGGCACGGGCUUGGGUCGACGCUCGCGCGAGAAAUGGUCGGCACCGCCGUGUGGUUUGCCAGUUUUGAGGCGGCCGCCCGCGCGUUGCGCCAGCUCCGCCCGCAAGCCGAGAAAACCAACUUGCUUAUCAGCGGAGCCACCGCCGGCGUGGCCUUCCAUCUUGUGGUGUAUCCGGUCGACACCAUCAAGCUGAACAUACAGACGCAUGAAGGCGAGCGCCUUUCGACGCGCGCGGCUGCGGCCCAAAUAUUGGCGCGCCCAGGCGGCGCCUCCAACUUGUACCGCGGCCUCGGCAUCACCUUGUGCCGCUCGAUUCCAGCGAACGCGGCCAUUUUCUUCACCUACGAGUGGUUGAAGCAGAAUUAUUAG
This is a messenger RNA of Clavispora lusitaniae ATCC 42720, 933 nucleotides long. RefSeq names its product Arg11p (gene ARG11). The record is from RefSeq and is a predicted model, not a curated record. Gene Ontology annotation, cellular component: mitochondrion. Gene Ontology annotation, biological process: mitochondrial L-ornithine transmembrane transport. Gene Ontology annotation, molecular function: L-ornithine transmembrane transporter activity. NCBI's taxonomy places the organism in Eukaryota, Fungi, Ascomycota, Pichiomycetes, Serinales, Metschnikowiaceae.